UUUAUAUUAAUUAAUUAUUUGUUUAUUACUAAACAUAUUAAAUUAGCUAGCGAUCUUAUAAACUUUUUUGAGACUUAAAUGAAUUAUUCUACUUUUAUAAUCAUUUCUCUUUUGGCUAUUUCAGCAUAAUGCCAAUGCAAUCUAAAAGAUAUACCAUGUUCUUCUGAUUGUAUUAAAAUUGGUUUUAUUAAAAGUGAUGUAAAUUAAUCAUGCGCAGCUCCUACCGACUGUAUAUAAGGUAGCAAAUGUGGUAAUGACUAAUUAUCAGCUUGUACUCUCAUCGGUUAUUAAAGUGUUUAAAGCGUAUGUGUAGCUCCUACUGAUCAAUAAUGUUUAAAUCCUGCUAAUUAGCUAUGUUCAAACAGUUUAAGUGUUUGUAUUACCAAAAAUGGAUUCUCUGCUCCUCUCAAUGCUAAUACUUGUGUUACUCCAGAUAAUUGCUAAACUGCAAACACCGGCCUUUGUGGAGCAGGAAAAACUUACUGUUUAAACUAAGGUUUUUCUAAAAGUACUACCUCUAAUGAUUGUAUAUGUGAUACUUCUAAAAAUACAGUUUAAAAUACUUAAUGCAUACCUAUCUCAAAAAGCACAAAGCCUAUCCUAACUAUUUCUAUUAUUUUGGGUUUAAUAACUCUAUUUAUUUGA
This is a messenger RNA of Tetrahymena thermophila SB210, 645 nucleotides long. Its product is annotated as chitin recognition protein, putative. The record is from RefSeq and is a predicted model, not a curated record. NCBI's taxonomy places the organism in Eukaryota, Ciliophora, Oligohymenophorea, Hymenostomatida, Tetrahymenidae. The transcript has a single exon.